AUGACUGUAAACUUAACAAAAGAGAAAGGGGAGAAAAUUGGCAACAGUUGCAAGAAUGUGUUGAAUAAGGAAAGUGUGUCAAUCCGAGAACUUGCGUCUUUAGUGGGGCAGCUCAAUGCCAGUGGAUAUGGCAUGAAACAUGCACCUAUUUUCUUUAAGAGAAUUGAGAAUUUUAAAAACAAGAGUUUGUCAAGGUGUAAUGGCAAUUAUGAAGCAAUUGUGCAGAUAGAUGAGGCAUGUAAAUCAGAUCUGCAAUGGUGGAUAGACCAAACAGGGAAAUGCCCCCAGCCUAUUUCCAUUCCACAACCUGAUGUUGUAGUACAGUCUGAUGCUUCAAAGAGAGGCUGGGGGGGAGUGUGUGGCAACGAUAAAACAGGUGGGCUGUGUGUGAUUGGACGAGUAGCUCAGAAAAUCAAGAUGGAGGCAGCAGAAGCUCUCAUGAUAGCACCUCUAUGUCUUCUCCUGCUCUGUGAGCUCACGAGGAAGUUCACCUGCCCCGAAGAUGACUGUGCGUAUUUUCUCCAUGCAGUCCGCCUGGUUCAACAUCUGUUUCCUUGUAGCAUCCGAGGUCACGACCAGAUAGCCUCCCUUGGUGAUCCUACCAGCCUCCUGUGUAUGCAUGACACUCUUCUCAUUGUAUUCUUAUUCAAGAAGAGCGGAGAGUGGAAGGUCGCGGGUUUGAUACAGAAGCUGAUCAUAAAAACCUACUUCGUCAUCUGCUCAGGUAGUUUAGAAAUCACGUUUAGUCGCGUUGUCUCAGUUACCUCCCUUGUGUGGUACGCGGAAGAGACAGGUAGACAGAUGGCGACGUCACAGAAGGAGAAAGUGAUGGAAUUCCUGACCUGUGUGAUCUGCCAGGAACAGUACACAUACCCGUGUACACUGAGGUGUGAUCACACAUUCUGCAGGAAAUGUGUCACCUCAUACGUCCAGACCAGGCCAGAUGCAGUACAGUCCAAGACCAUCCCCUGUCCCUGCUGUCGACAAGACACCAAGGUCCCCAACCCCAGCAGGCCGGUGGAGGAGUGGGCGGGGCAGAUCAAAGCCAGCAUCAUUAUACAGGGGCUGAUUGACACACAGGAACCUUCUACAAGUACUGCAGAUACUGGUUCGUUUUGCUCGGUGUGUGAGAAGUUAGGGGAGACAACUCCAGGAACCUUAAGGUGUGCUGAGUGUGAAGUGUUCCUCUGCAAGAGAUGUGUCAAGAUGCAUCGUGCAAGUCCAGCAUCACAUGACCAUGAAAUGUGUGACCUUUCAGGAGAGAUGAAGGUCAAGAGAAGACGCAAGGUUGUAUGUCCGGAACACAAGGGUGAGGUUAUAAAGUUCGUCUGUAAGGACUGUCACAAAGCCGCAUGUCAGACAUGCUGCGUAAUUUACCACAGGAAAUGUGAGUCUGUCGUUACCAUGGAGUCAUUGAUGCCAACCAUGAAGUACCAUUUGAGAAAGAACGUGAAAGUAUUAUCAAAGAAAAUGAAUAGAAAACAAACGCUGGUUAAAAAAACACACAAGAAAAUUAGAGGAAUAGAGAAAACUAAAGUAGCUGUAGAAGGUCACAUCAAAUCUGCUGUUGAGAGAGUCAUCGCCAACAUCAAACAGAAAGAAAUACAGCUGAUGAAUGAAGUCAAGGAUAUUACAGACAAACAAACACAGCAACUUAAGGCAGAUAUUAAACUUGAAGAGAUCGAGAUGCAGAUGUACAGACAGCAUUGUGAGUUCAUCGACCAGGCCUUGGUAUCGGAAUGUGAGAUGGACCUGUAUGACGCGUAUCAGGCUUGGGAGUCUGGAGCUGUAGAGAUGGAGGAUGUCAGGGAUACAGAGGCAGCAGACACCCUAAGAAUAGAUGACAUCAGGUUUACACCAGACACUGGCAAUGUCCUAAAGGCCCUAGAUAACCUACAGUUGGGGAAGAUUGACGUCACAUACCGGGAUCGAGAGCAAUAUCUGCCAAUCCCAGUGCUGGUUGACAGGAUAGAUGGGAGGGUGUCGGGUAAUGAGAAGGACCCUCUUCAAUUUAAUGUGACAGUUCUGGUUGUAGAUGGUGUACAGACAUGUAUUGUUACGGACAUCAAAAAUACGUGUGUGAAAUCUUUCUUCACAAGAAAUAAUCAUUCAUGCCAGAGUAAACUUACCCUGGAUAACUCUCCAAGCGGGAUAACACAGUUGAAUGAGAAGCAGGUGAUGGUUGGUGUCCCAGACUCCCUUCAGAUUGUAACAAUAGAAGUGACCCCUGACCUGGUGCUGCUCUCAACCAUCACAACACGUACCGGAUACUACAGUCUGGCUGUUCUGAAUCCAUCAUCUCUAGCAGCAGGUGCUUGUGGAUGUGUUGAUAUCCUGGACAUGGCUGGACACGUGUUGAGGUCAGUCACUACAUACAAUGGCAACUCACUGUUUCCCCGUCCCUUCUACAUGUGUGUCAACAACAAGGGCAACAUACUUGUGUCUGACUGGAGGAAGAGGCCUGUGACAUGUCUGACGUCAGAGGGGGAUGUUGUGUGGAGAUACGCCCCCACCGGAGACAGAGCACUCACCUUCCCUUGUGGUAUCACAACUACCAGCACAGGAGACAUCCUGCUUGUAGAUAGGAACACUGGCAAGGUGAUACAGCUGACAGAGUCGGGGGAGUUUGUCAGAGACUAUGGAGGCUUUGGUUAUCUACGGGGAUUGUAUGUAGACAGACAUGAUACAAUGUAUGCGUGUGACGAUUCUCAAAUUCUGGAAUUCAACUUUAUGUAGUCUCAUAUGUAGUAUGCAUCCCAGCAUCAGUAAAAUAUAAGUUACACCAUAACAGAUCAGAACAGAUGUUUUGAUCAGAUUGGAUAGUGUUUGAAAACUGAUCAUAGAAAUGUGCAUCACCAGAAAUGCAUUCCACAUCAUUAAACACACAUCAUCAGCUCAGAACGUUCUCUUCUGUGACUUCCUCCAGGUACUCGUGGACAGAGCUUCUAUAUGCAAGCGAAGUCAGUGAUGUGAUGCACUGGCUGCAUCAUACUUUGUUGUUACCCUCCCUGUUCAGUAUUGAGAGGAUAGAGAAAGGACAGCUUGGUGUCAGUAUGCUGUGUCUUAGUAGGGUAUCCUGUUGUUCAGCAUUG
Molecule: messenger RNA, 3092 nt
Organism: Haliotis rubra (blacklip abalone)
Lineage: Eukaryota; Metazoa; Mollusca; Gastropoda; Lepetellida; Haliotidae
Product: E3 ubiquitin-protein ligase TRIM56-like
Exons: 7
Coding region: 1-2736 (911 amino acids)
Biological process (GO): positive regulation of DNA-templated transcription
Cellular component (GO): chromatin; nucleoplasm
Molecular function (GO): zinc ion binding; ubiquitin-protein transferase activity
Source: RefSeq, a predicted model, not a curated record